AUGAAGGCCUCCGUCAUCGUAUCCAUUUUCUCCGCCCUCAUCAUGGGUGCAAACGCCUGCGACUUUUUUGAUAAGUGUCACUGCACCAACAGCGACGGAACGCCUGCGGCCGAGGAUAUCCAGACGCAGGCCUGCCUCCAGUACGCAGCCGACACCAGAGGAAGUGACAAACCUGGCCCCGGCAACAUGACUCCCACGUUGGAGGACAACAUCAUGAAGUGCUUCGGCAACACGGUCGAGGCUGGCACCAUCUUCCACCUCGAUAGCUGCGAUUACGCCGGAUACUGCACCGGUAAGGGCGCUUCAGGCACGGCGGUGUGCGAGGGAAAAUUCAGCUAG
Molecule: messenger RNA, 339 nt
Organism: Colletotrichum navitas
Lineage: Eukaryota; Fungi; Ascomycota; Sordariomycetes; Glomerellales; Glomerellaceae
Exons: 1
Coding region: 1-339 (112 amino acids)
Source: RefSeq, a predicted model, not a curated record